Messenger RNA from Thlaspi arvense, 411 nucleotides. Lineage: Eukaryota; Viridiplantae; Streptophyta; Magnoliopsida; Brassicales; Brassicaceae. The record is from the annotation of a GenBank genome assembly.
AUGGAGAGUGGCGGCGGUGGUAGUGGAGCUCCUACUGGCUGUUACAAGUGUGGCCGCCCCGGCCAUUGGUCCCGGGACUGCCCUUCAAAUCCCGGCAACCCUAAGUCUACUUCUAAUCUUGCAAAUUCGGAUUCCAAUUCUAAUUCAACUACUUUCUCAAAUUACCCUACAUCCAUAUCGGCUCCCUUCAAGACCCCCGGUGGCGGUGCUCCGGCUGCGAAGCCCAGGAAAGCUCCUAGAUCCAGACCCAAACUCACGCCCGAGCUCCUCCUCUCCAACGAUGGCAUUGGUUACAUUCUUGCCCACUUCCCUCGCGCUUUCAAGUACCGCGGUCGCGGACACGAAGUUAGAGUCAGAAAUUUAGGAGGGAGUGGGACCAAACUAAAGUCAUCAAAAUAUUUCCGUGAAUAG